AUGCAUAUCCGCUCUCUCGCUUCCGUAGCCAUUUUGGCCUUCGCCGCCCAGGCUUUCGCUCAGCAGGAACCCAAGGUUUUCAAGCGCAGCAUCACCACCCUUUCGAGGGAUCUGGGUUUCAUGCGCCGCGCCGACGGCGGCUACCAGCCCGAGGAUGAGGUCUGCUCCAAGGGUGGAAACACUUGCGCUGAAGCCUGCGGUUCGGGCUACCAACAGUGCAAGUCCACCGACCAAGCCGUCCACUGCUACAACCCCGCCGCUGGCGAGACGUGCUGCUCCACCAACACCGGAAACUCCUGCUUGUCCGCCUUCUACUGCACGCACGACCCCAAGACGGAGACCUUCUGCUGCCCUAACGGCAUGAACCUCGCCGACUGCGCCAUCAAGCACGGCGUCACCGGCGCCCUCACCUCCGAUGUUCCCGUUCCCACGACCACCUCAACCUCCCAGGCACCCACCAGCAGCUCCAUUGCGCCCACCACCACCUCCACCACCAGCUCCGUUGUUUUGACCACGUCCUCAACAGUGGUUCCAACCACCAGCGUCAUCACCACUUCGAGCUUCGUUCCCAGCGUCGGCACCAGCAGUGUCUUCGCUGCCGCCAACAGCACAUUCACCUCGUCAACCCGCACCGGCGUAAGCACAAGAGUCAACACCGCGCCGACGACGGUCAGCACACCUGCCGCCCCCGAUCAGAACGCUGGUAGCAGCAACGCGCCGGCCGGCAUGGUCGUGCUCCUCGGCGCCGCCUUGGCUGCUGCUCUGCUCUAG
This is a messenger RNA of Colletotrichum truncatum, 771 nucleotides long. Its product is annotated as PRP 4 C domain-containing protein. Lineage: Eukaryota; Fungi; Ascomycota; Sordariomycetes; Glomerellales; Glomerellaceae. The record is from RefSeq and is a predicted model, not a curated record.